AUGUACUCCAAAUUCUGGCCCAAGGGCGGACUGCCGGGCAUUCUCCAUCAUUAUACAGAAACACUCGUCACAUUCGAAUACACAUCCAGCGCUGUUCAACAACCUCAUAGUAUCCUCUUUGUCGGAGGUCUCGGAGACGGUCUUGCAACAACAUCAUACACAUCCGACCUAGUUCGCGCACUACAACCGACACAAUGGUCUUUAUUCACACUCACCCUCACAUCGUCCUACCAGUCCUGGGGUCUGGGACACCUCGAUAGAGACACCGACGAGAUCGCUAAGUGUCUACAAUAUAUCAGCGAAUACAAAACCCACAAGUUCGGUCAUGAUAACGGCAAGAUCAUCCUCAUGGGACAUUCUACGGGGAGUCAAUGCGUGAUGCAUUAUUUAUACAGACCGAACCCUCACACAACGGCUCCAGUAUUUGACUCGGAUCUCGAGCAUGUCAAACGCCGGGUCCUCGACGGCGCCAUUAUGCAAGCACCGGUUUCCGAUCGCGAGGCGAUUCUCUGGGUCUUAACGGAAGGCUUUGGAGGCAAAACACCCAGAGAAAUGCGGGAAAUCUAUGGGAAAUUAGAAAAGAUAGCAAAAGAAGCGGAUCAACAAAAUAAAGAAACACAAUCCCCAUUUGACACAAUGCUACCUAUAUCAUUGACGUCUCUCAUCUAUCCGGCCAACACUCCGCUUAGCGCUCGAAGAUUCCUGAGUCUCGCCAGUCCCGAGAGCCCUCAAUCACCGCGAGAGGAUGAUCUAUUCAGCUCGGAUAUUGGCGAGGAACAGCUCGCAAAGACAUUUGGAAUGAUUAAACAGCAGGGAUUGUUGAAGGACAAGCUGAUGGUGCUGUAUUCAGGAGCGGAUCAAUCGGUGCCUGAAUGGGUUGAUAAGGAGAAAUUGUUGUUGAAAUGGAAGAAUGCCGCUGACCAUAACGGCAAGUUUCAAGUCUGGGAUCAGGAACAUAGUGGAAUCAUACCAGGGGCGUCUCAUGCAUUGAGUAAUGAUGAUCAGGCCGAGCCACGGAGAGACUUGGUCCGGAGAGUGCUAGGAUAUUUGCAAAGAUUAGAGAAGUCAUGA
Talaromyces marneffei is the source of this 1071-nucleotide messenger RNA. RefSeq lists its product as uncharacterized. NCBI's taxonomy places the organism in Eukaryota, Fungi, Ascomycota, Eurotiomycetes, Eurotiales, Trichocomaceae. The transcript has 2 exons. The coding region runs from base 1 to 1071 and encodes 356 amino acids. The record is from RefSeq and is a predicted model, not a curated record.